Ictalurus punctatus (channel catfish) is the source of this 813-nucleotide messenger RNA. It is a transcript of the gene mrps10, whose product is annotated as mitochondrial ribosomal protein S10. Gene Ontology annotation, cellular component: mitochondrial small ribosomal subunit; mitochondrion; ribosome. The record is from RefSeq and is marked provisional. Gene Ontology annotation, biological process: translation. Gene Ontology annotation, molecular function: structural constituent of ribosome. NCBI's taxonomy places the organism in Eukaryota, Metazoa, Chordata, Actinopteri, Siluriformes, Ictaluridae.
AAUGGCGGCGUCCAUGCGGACACUUUCCACUGUAGGACUCCUGUCAAAGGCAACACAAGAACUCUCGCUGAAGGCUGGUGUCCCGCGGUGUGUCUGCAGAGCUCACUGUCCUCCAGCGUCAUUACGCAGCCGUAUUAAUGUGACUCCUGUGGCUUUUGUGAGCACCGCAAAUGUUUCUACGUCACACACUUCUCCUAUCACGGUUACGGACGAGCCGGACACACUGUUUCAGAAGAUGACCGUGCUGGUUAAAGGUCACGAUAAGGCAGUUCUGGACAGUUAUGAGUUUUUCGCAACGUUGGCUGCCAAGGAGCUCGGCUUAACCCUGACUAAAGUGUUUGAACCACCGAAGAACAUCGAGAGGCUCACACUUCUGAAGUCGGUGCACAUCUUUAAGAAGCACAGGGUCCAGUAUGAAAUGAGGACACACUACAGAUCCAUCGAGAUUGCCAGGAUAACAGGAUCCACUGCACAUGCAUAUCUGGAGUACAUCCAGCGCAACCUGCCUGAGGGAGUAGCCAUGGAGGUCACUAAGACUGCUAUAGAGAAAGUUCCGGAGCAUAUCCAGACACCCAUGUGGGACAAGGAGAGCCAACAGGAAGUCAGCUGAUGAGGACCUUUUUAUUCCAAGCCUUUUGUAUUCAGUAGUCAUUGCAGCUUAUUGGGGAUUUGAAUGAAAGGAGGAAGAAAGAAGGACUCUCGCCUCACGUUAUACAAGGGAAUUAUCUCAUAGAUGUGUAUAGUGCUGUGUAUUUAUAAGUGUAAGCUUGUGGCUUCACAUAAUAUAAAAAAAAUAAUAAACGUAUUACAGGU